GGGGAAAAAAAAAAAGAAAAAAGGAAAAGAAAAAGAAAGAAGAGAUUCUGCUGGCGCCUUUUCGUCGAACCCAGCCCCCAAAUUUCUUCCAAGAUUCCCCCAUUUUCACCGCCAAAAAUUCCUCUUCUGUUUAUAUGCAAUAUAUACAUAUACUUAGAGCUAUAUUAUUCGCCCUUUGACUUGCAGUUUUUCAUUUUCUCUAAUGGCUUCGGAACAGCAGUUAUCUGUAAUUAAGGGCUCGAAAGUGCUGAUGGUAGGCGCUGGUGGCAUAGGCUGCGAGCUUCUCAAAACCCUCGCUCUCUCUGGCUUCCAAGAUAUUCAUAUUAUUGACAUGGACACCAUCGAAGUGAGCAACCUAAAUAGGCAAUUCUUGUUUAGACAGUCCCAUGUUGGGCAAUCCAAGGCCAAAGUUGCUCGGCAUGCUGUAUUGAAAUUUAGGCCCGACAUCAGCAUAACACCAUACCAUGCCAAUGUCAAAGACCCUGAUUUCAAUGUUGAUUUUUUUAAGCAAUUCAAGGUUGUUUUAAAUGGGCUCGAUAAUUUAGAUGCUAGACGACAUGUGAACCGCCUUUGCUUGGCAACUGGUGUACCAUUGGUUGAAAGUGGCACGACUGGAUUUCUAGGACAGGUUACUGUACAUGUAAAGGGCAGAACAGAGUGUUAUGAAUGCCAGCCUAAACCUGCUCCAAAAACUUACCCUGUAUGUACCAUCACCAGUACUCCAUCAAAGUUUGUUCAUUGUAUUGUAUGGGCAAAGGACCUGCUUUUUGCAAAAUUAUUCGGGGACAAAAACCAGGAAAAUGAUUUGAAUGUGCAUUCAAAAGAUGGUUCUAGCUCAUCAGAACAAGCAGAAGACGUUUUUGAACGGCGAAAGGGGGAAAACUCAGAAGAAUAUGGAAACAGAAUAUAUGAUCAUGUUUUUGGCUAUAACACUGAGUUAGCUUUGUCAAAUGAAGAGACGUGGAGGAAUCGUAACAAGCCAAGGCCUAUAUAUGUCAAAGACAUAUUUUCCUCUGAACUUGCCAGUCAAAAUGGAAAUCUGGACAAGAGUUCAAAUGGUGAUCCUCCUCCAUUGUCUGCAAUGGCAUCUCUUGGUUUGAAAAAUCCACAGGAUCUAUGGUCCUUAGAGGAAAAUUCUAAAGUAUUUCUUGAGGCUCUGAUGUUGUUUUUCUCAAAGCGAGAAAAGGAGAUUGGUAACUUGAGUUUUGACAAAGACGAUCAGUUAGCUGUAGAAUUUGUAACUGCUGCAGCAAAUAUCCGAGCUUCUUCGUUUGGGAUUCCCCUGCAUAGCCUUUUUGAGGCUAAAGGUAUUGCUGGCAAUAUUGUGCAUGCUGUUGCAACAACAAAUGCCAUAAUUGCUGGCUUGAUUGUGAUUGAGGCGAUCAAGGUGCUGCAACAUGACAUCAAAAACUAUAGGAUGACUUAUUGUCUUGAGCACCCUUCAAGAAAGAUGCUUAUUAUGCCAGUAGAGCCGUUUGAGCCAAACAAAUCGUGUUAUGUCUGUUCUGAGACACCUUUGGAUCUUGAAAUUAAUACACAUCGCUCUAAGCUGAGGGACGUUGUUGACAAGAUUGUGAAAGCAAAGCUUGGCAUGAAUUUGCCUUUGAUAAUGCAUGGAUCAGCCCUUCUGUAUGAGGUUGGUGAUGAUCUCGAAGAAGAUGAGGUUGCUAAUUAUGCAGCAAACCUUGAAAAGGUACUAUCUGAGCUUCCUACUCCGGUCACGGGUGGGACAAUUCUCACGGUGGAGGAUCUUCAACAAGAGCUGAAAUGCAGCAUCAAUAUCAAGCAUAGGGAGGAGUUUGACGAGGAGAAGGAACCUGAUGGAAUGAUUCUCUCAGGAUGGAUACCUCCUCUUGCAGCAGAAAAGAAUGGCAAGACAGCUGUUGACAAUGAAGUGAGCACAUCCAGUGCAUCUGAAGCUGUUCCCUUAUUGACUGAAGAUGACGACGAUUUGCGUAUCAUUCCAACAAUAACCGGGAAGAAAAGAAAGCUAUCGGACGUUUCCAGCGAGAGGAAGAAUAAAAGAAAAGCAGAAGAACCCAAUAGUAAGAACGAUGUUGUCAUGCUUGAUGAUGAUAAAUUCUGAUAUGAGCAAAGAAGAAGAGGGAGCAAUAGCUAGGUUUUUCCUUAAUUUUUAUUCCAUUAGAAUAUUUCACCCUAACUUUGUACACAACCGAGGAAGGUGAUUCUAGUAUUUAAAAGAAAAAUGAAACGUCAGGCAUGUUUUUGUUUAGAUAACUUAAAUUUUUUUUAUUUAAGGUGUAAUUUAUUCUAACUUUUAAUGGAUUGUGAGGAUCUGAGCAUUGUAACUUUUGGUAGCAGGAUUUUCUCAUGUUUGUGUACAAAAAUAUUGGCUGUUGGGGAUAAAAGUAUGGUUUGUGUUGGCAGUUGCA
Molecule: messenger RNA, 2393 nt
Organism: Olea europaea var. sylvestris
Lineage: Eukaryota; Viridiplantae; Streptophyta; Magnoliopsida; Lamiales; Oleaceae
Product: SUMO-activating enzyme subunit 2-like
Exons: 11
Coding region: 203-2086 (627 amino acids)
Biological process (GO): protein sumoylation
Cellular component (GO): SUMO activating enzyme complex; cytoplasm
Molecular function (GO): SUMO activating enzyme activity
Source: RefSeq, a predicted model, not a curated record